AUGUGGACGGACGUCGAGGCCGAAUACAAGGCCUGUUCCGCGGUGAUGGCUGACGAGGAUCCAGAAAUCCAAGCGGACAUCCGGGAAACAUAUGGCGAAUGCUAUGGGGUACCCUUCCACGAGUUCUUCUUUUCGCCUCCCGCUUUAAACGAGCGACAAUCCUGCACGAAGCGCAAUGUGCUGUCCCAGAUCGCGCAGCUCUUUGAACCAGCGAAAUGGCUUGCCCCCUUCGUCGUCCAAGCGAAAAUAUUUAUGCAGGAGAUUUGGUUGAGAGAGUUAGGAUGGGAUGACGUCCUUCCUAACGAUCUGUCUCAAGCCUGGGAGACAUUCCUGAAAAGCUUUCCGGCCAUCCAAGGGAUCCGCAUUCCGCGGUGGUUACACGUCUGCCCGAUGGCCAAGGUACAGAUUCAUGGGUUCUGCGACGCGUCUCAACGUGCCUAUGGGGCAGCGAUUUACGUCCGAGUUGAGCGUCCGCAGGGCAUUGUGUGUACCCUGCUCACAGCCAAAACCCGCGUUGCCCCCGUGAAAACAGUCUCGUUGCCUCGACUCGAGCUGUGCGGAGCUGUCCUUCUGACAGAACUCUCCGUGGCCAUCCUUCCUCAAAUGCCGCUCGACGCCAGCCAGGUGUACUUUUGGACCGAUUCCACUAUUGUGUUGGCCUGGUUGAACAGGCCGGCAUGUGAUUGGACCACGUUUGGAGGGAAUCGAGUCGCCAAAAUCACUCGCUGUUGGCCCCGCGAACGAUGGAGCCACGUCCGAUCCGAGGACAACCCGGCCGACCUCGCCAGUCGAGGGCUCGGACCCACUGAACUGGUCGGCAAUGACAUGUGGUGGCAUGGCCCUGCGUGGCUGCGUGGUCCGCAGUCGGAGUGGCCUUGUCCACGAGGCUCAAUCCUUGAGACCGACUUGGAGAAACGAGCCGUCAAGGUUCACCACGCCACUGACACCGCCUCGGACAUUCUCAGCCGAUUCUCCGAAUUCGGACGCGCUCUGCGCGUGAUCGCCUACGUUCGGCGGUUUGGCCAGCGCGUCAGAGGGCAAGCAACGCCAGUCCACGUCUCCACAGAGCUAGACAAUAAAGAGGUCGCUGCAGCUCUCCAAGCUGUCACCAUCACGACCCAACGCUUCCAUUAUACGGCGGAGCAUCGCUGUCUUGUAAACAAGCAGCCACUUCCGACUACGAGCUCUCUUCAGAACCUCAAUCCGUUCCUGGACCAGAACGGGGUCAUGCGGGCAUGUGGCCGGGUCCGAGCCUCGGCAUCCAUGACCUACAACGAGCGGCAUCCAAUCCUGUUGCCACCCGCAUGCCUCCUGGUUCGCCUGCUGGUUCGAUUCACCCAUCACGUAUCCCUACAUGGUGGGAACCAGCUGGUCAUCCGCCUUCUCCGGGCAACAUACUGGAUCCCUCGACUACGUCACGUCGUGAGGGCAGUAAUCCACUCCUGUAAGGUCUGCGUCAUCCAUCGCAAGCGACUCCAAACCCAAUUAAUGGGCGACCUUCCUUCCUCACGAGUUACAUUUUCGCGGCCGUUCACAUACACCGGAGUCGACUUCGCCGGGCCGUUCGACGUGAAAAGUUUCACAGGACGCGCCUGUCGCAUCUCCAAGGGGUAUGUGUGCGUUUUCGUUUGUUUUACCACGAAGGCCAUCCAUUUGGAGGCUACGUCCGACUUGUCCACCGACACUUUCCUAGCCGCCUUCGCCCGGUUCGUCGCGAGACGAGGCUGUCCCCACGAAGUCCACUCCGACAACGGGAGGAAUUUUGUCGGCGCAUCCCGCUCUCUGGCUGUGGACCUUCUCGAGGCCCUCCGCACUCGGACCUCCGCGGUGUACAGCCAGCAGGGGCUCACGUGGCGAUUCAUCCCUCCAGGGGCCCCACAUAUGGGGGGCUUAUGGGAAGCGGGUGUGAAGAGCUUCAAGGCUCUUUUCCAACGGUCGAUGUGUACUUCCAAAUACACAUUAGAGGAGUUCGCGACCUUUCUCUCCAAGAUUGAGGCAUGCCUUAACUCGCGACCAAUCUCUCCUAUGUCUGAGGAUCCAACUGAUCCGUUGGCCUUGAGCCCAGGCCAUUUCCUGAUUGGUGGUCCGCUACUAUCCCAUCCGACAAGAAACCUCGAGGUUGGAGACCUCGUGGUGAUCAAGGAGGAGAACAUCCCCACUCAGGAAUGGCGUCUCGGCCGUGUGCAGAACGCGUAUCCUGGAGCCGAUGAUAAGGUCCGUGUGGUAGACCUACUCACGGCCCGCGGCCUUAUUAAGAGACCGAUCAUGAAGGUGGUUCUGCUGCCUAUGGAAUCGGAUGUCCUGUCCACCUACUCGCGCGGAGGCUCCGAUUCAUAA
Messenger RNA from Drosophila obscura, 2337 nucleotides. RefSeq lists its product as uncharacterized. Gene Ontology annotation, molecular function: nucleic acid binding. The coding region runs from base 1 to 2337 and encodes 778 amino acids. The transcript has 3 exons. Gene Ontology annotation, biological process: DNA integration. The record is from RefSeq and is a predicted model, not a curated record. Lineage: Eukaryota; Metazoa; Arthropoda; Insecta; Diptera; Drosophilidae.